This is a messenger RNA of Cornus florida, 921 nucleotides long. Its product is annotated as protein SOB FIVE-LIKE 5-like. The coding region runs from base 195 to 677 and encodes 160 amino acids. Lineage: Eukaryota; Viridiplantae; Streptophyta; Magnoliopsida; Cornales; Cornaceae. The transcript has 4 exons. Gene Ontology annotation, biological process: cytokinin biosynthetic process. The record is from RefSeq and is a predicted model, not a curated record.
CAUUUGGUGUUUUAUGCUCUAGUCUUCUUCUCUUGUGCUUAUAUAGAGAGACUAGAACAAGAGAGCAGUGUAAUCAGUCUCUUUUUCUCUUUUUUUUUUGUAUAAGUGAACAGCUCUCUCUUGGCUCCUAGGGAUUGUAUAUAUAGUAGAUAUAUAUUUCAUUUUCUGUUUGUUUCUAAAGAAUCUAUAAGAAUAUGAAGAAUUCAAGUUCUGAAUGCAGUAGUAGGCGUGAAUCCGGUUGGACUAUGUACUUCGAUCAAUCCUCAAAUUAUGGAGAUCAAUUCUACAAAGCUGAUGAUAAAGAUUUCAGAAGCAAAGUGGCGAAUGUGAAGGAGGACGACGAGGAUUUGUCCAUGGUGUCCGAUGCAUCAUCUGGACCUCCACAAUUCUGCGAAGAUGAAGGGUGCUUCGAUGAAACUAGGUACUUUGGCUAUGCUUCUUCUGCUUAUGAACAAGCAAAGAAGGGUGAGAAGAAAAAGAAAACCAAAGAACGUAGAGGGAAAAAACAGCAUUCGUAUCUUGACGACACUGCUAGCUCCCCAGUCCUCAGAUUCUCCGAGAAGGAUAUAGCUUUUUCUUCCAAUGAAGCUUCAAAGGGCUUCUCUGAAACAAGAUUUAAGGGGAAAUCUUCAUCUUCAGAGGCAGCCAGUGGUUUACAGGGAAGAAAGCGCGGAUGAGGUGCUGCUGCUGCUUCAAUAUUGAGAGAAAGAGACAGACAGGGAGUUCUUUUUCCUAAGAGCUCUUGUUUGGGAAUGUAAAAAAGAAAAGGGCAAUAGAUUUCUAAGACCUCUUGCUCCUUUCUUCUCUUCUCUUUAUUGGUUUUUUUAUUUUCAUAUAUUGUUUUAUGUUCCUGUCAAUGCAGAAGGAAACAACCUUGUAAGUUGUUACAUAAAUGUCAAAUUUAAUUUUCUUUUCUUUCUA